Molecule: messenger RNA, 291 nt
Organism: Lactuca saligna
Lineage: Eukaryota; Viridiplantae; Streptophyta; Magnoliopsida; Asterales; Asteraceae
Source: the annotation of a GenBank genome assembly
AUGUUUCAUGUAAACAGAAGAAUCAUGGAGGUGAACAAGGAACAACAUGAGGAUAUCCCCGCCUAUGAUAUGGAAUAUGAGCAAGAUGAUGGAACCCAAGUUUAUGAAUCGGACACAGAAGAUGGUGAAAAUAAGGACAUUAACUACAAUAUCCAUUUAGAUUUGGAAGAAGAAAUCCAAAGCACAGUUCCCACAAGGUCACCUAGGAAGAGGGGUCUAACUCAAUUGUCAAAGCUGAAGACCGAGUAUGUCAAUUAUGUUGGUAGAAAAAAGCGUGUCAAGUUUGAUUAA